AUGAGAGUCUACGGUGAUUAUCAAGCUGACAAGGGAGAAAGUUGGAUUGUUCCAAUUAACUCUGAAUGUGUUGUCGAGUUGACUCGUUCUCUACAAACAACUGCUCUAAAACGGCUCAAAAUUAAUAAAAUUGAUGAUAAUGGCUUCGAAGUUCUUGCACGAUCUUUACCAAAGACUCUCGUUCAUCUUGAUUUGGCUGAAAACAAAAUUAAUGAAGAAAAAAUUCCUACUAUACAUUCUUAUCUUCAAUCAAAUGGUGAAAAUCUCAAAGAACUAAUUCUCGAUGAUAAUCUUGCAACUCAAUAUUUCCAAAAACAAGCAUCCUCAUCGUUAUCGACAGUUAAAAUCGUAUGGAAUAGCACUCGUGAAAUUCUCUAUCGAAUGGUAUAUAAUAGUUGGGGUUUUAUUUGA
Molecule: messenger RNA, 411 nt
Organism: Rotaria sordida
Lineage: Eukaryota; Metazoa; Rotifera; Eurotatoria; Philodinida; Philodinidae
Source: the annotation of a GenBank genome assembly